UUUCGCUUUCAUUGUGGAUUUCGGUGCGCGACUGACGAGAACUCUAAAAAAUGGGCGAAAAUCCAAUCGUUGUGUAUUGAAUUGAGGGCAGAAAAGUUUUGCAGAUUAUCGUGAAAACAUUUGCUUUAGCAAACGACUAAAGUCAAAUGCAAUUAUUACUUCUAUAAGUGCGCAAUCUAUUGAUAUUUGCAAUUAAUACGAAGUUUUGGGUGUUGCACUCACAAAGCGAGAAAUUAAAGAAAAAAAUAGAAACUAGAAGAGGGGUGAAAUCGCGAAGCGGAAAGUUCCAAGUUGUCGGUGGAAGUGGAAAAAAGCAAAGUAGUGACGAAGAAAACGCGAAAACAAAAAAGUACGAAACAAAGCAAAAAUUAAAAUAUUUAUAGAAAAUAUCGUCAAUUAAAUACUAAAAGUAUUUGAAAAUAUACCUUAAUUGGAAUGCUGUUCGCAUUUGCAGUGCAAAUUUAACAAAAAGAAGACAUUUAUGUAAAUCACAUAAAUUUUUCGUAAUUUGACAUCGAAGAUGGGUACAAAAGAGGAAAUACCUGGGAAAGUGGGCGCUACGCCUACAUCAACGAACGUGUCUGCUGAUAAUAAAAACUCCAAUAUAACAAAUGACGCGCAUCAAGAACAGCAAACACAACAUGUUCAACUUCCAAAAGCUUCUCCAGCGCCGCCAGUGAUCAUUGUGCCUGCAUCUCAAACAACUACUGCAGCAACUAAUGCCGCCAAGAAAAUUAGGCGUGCUUUCUCUAUGCCAAGGAAUCCUUUCCGGUGGUCGCGCAAAUUCAAAACUUCCAAUUCGACAGCAGACAAUGGUAGUAGUGCUGGUGGCAGCAAUUCUGCGAUAUCGUCUUGUGUUGGUGGUGGACGUGGGCGCGCCGGUAGUAUCGUUUCACUUAGUAGCUACGAAGCCAUUUGUAAGGACACUAAUGGUGGUGCAGUAAGUGGCGCACGUGAAUCUAAUACGAGCGGUAGUAUCAAAAGAGAUGCUAUUGGCAAAGUUGGCGAACAGAAAAUAGUGAAUGGUAAACCAGUUUCCUGUGGAAAUGAGAGCAACAAUAACAGCGGGACCACCAAUACAAAUCGUGUUCUAAGACGCUCAUCUUUCAGGAAAUUUCUAAACCGUAUUGCACAGCAUGUCAGCACGUCAAUUAAUGUAGGGAAAGAAAGUUCAGCGCAUAAAACAACGGGAAUAGUGCCUUUUUACACCGCUUGCUGGCGCAGAAAAAAGGCGAACAAAAACGCCACUGUGUCCAUAUCCACAACAGCCGAUCGCGUGCCACCCAUCGGCAACUACCAGUGGCCGGCUGACCAGACACCUGGCGUCAUGGGGCUCAAAAAUCACGGCAACACAUGUUUCAUGAAUGCAGUGCUGCAAUGUCUCAGUCACACCGACAUACUGGCGGAGUAUUUCGUUUUGGAUCAGUACAAGGCCGAUUUAAAGCGACGCAACAAAAUCAAUUCACGCAAAUUUGGUACCAAAGGAGAGUUAACCGAACAGCUGGCCAAUGUGCUAAAGGCGUUGUGGACAUGCAAGAAUGAGAGCGAUCACAGCACGAGCUUUAAGGCUGUUGUCGAUCGCUAUGGUUCACAAUUUCGUAGCUCAACACAACAUGAUGCUCAAGAGUUUUUAUUCUGGCUGCUGGAUAAGGUGCACGAGGACCUCAAUACGGCUACGAAACGGCGUUAUAAAAGUGUAAAGAACUCAUACGGCCGCCCGGAUGAGGUUAUCGCCGCUGAAACUUUAGCCAACCACAUUCGCUGCAACAAUUCGUUUGUGCAGGCAGUAUUCCAAGCACAAUUCCGUUCGUCUCUCACAUGCCCACGCUGUAAAAAGCAGUCAAACACAUUCGAUCCGUUCCAUUGCAUUUCGGUGCAGCUGCCGCAAUUGAUGCAGCAGACGAUCUUUGUAACCGUCGUGUAUUUGAAACGGGACCCGCGUCAAGUGAAGAUCGGUAUUAGUGUGCCUACAGGUUCACCAAUUGUCGCUUUACGCGAACAAUUGCAGGCUGACACUGGCAUACAGGGCAAACAUAUGGUAUUAGUUGACAUCAGCAAAGAGGGUUUUACGCGCGUUUUCUACGACUCACAACCGGUGGCAACGCUAAGUGGCAUCGAAACAAUCUACUGCAUUGAAGUUCCCGAAGCAAAGAUUGCGUCAUUAACAGGUACAACAACACCGGCUAAAGUGGACACCGAAAAGUGUGACACGAGUCGGAGCAGCAAUCCCAAUUCCAAUCAAAGUACAGAGAAAAAUGCUGCAACAACGGAGGUCAUUAAAAAUAAUUCGACAGGCAGCACUGCCAAUGCAACCACGAAUGGUGCUAAGAACACCACGAACUCUUCGUCUACUGCCAACACCACUAAUGAACUACUCUUGUUAGUGGCGAAUGUGCAUAAGCGCAAAACGGAUAUUGAAAAUAAAAAGACACCUAACGGCGAUAGCUCACAGACACAUUCCGUGGAACGUUUCGGUAUGCCAUUCAGCUUGCUAACAACCCGAGAUUGUUCUUAUGUUGAUUUACAAAAGCGACUAUUACGCGAAAUGACGCCAUUACUGAAACCGGAGGUUUUCUCGAGUGCAAAACCGAUCAGUGAUAUGUUUCAGAUGCGUCUACAAGAUCCGUCCGCAGAUCCAGACACAUAUUUACAUAAUGUGGAACAUCCAUUGCUAACGGAGAUGAUCGACUUGGCAUUAUCCGUGCUUUCAGCUGAAGCUGGACCACCGCAUAUAAAACUUUUAUUAGAGUGGACUGAGCCAGACGAAUACUUUGUGGAUCUGAGUGAUACAGUGGUCGAAGAUGAGAGUGUGGCUCGUUUGGUCGAUGUUGGAAAGCUGAAAGCGACUAAUGACACGCCCGUACUUACUUUAGAGCAAUGCCUGGAGCACUAUACCAAAGCGGAAACCUUAAGCGCCGAAGAUGCUUGGCGCUGCCCACACUGUCAGCAAUAUUUACCGGUGGUGAAGACACUUGGUCUGUGGUCACUACCCGACAUUUUGGUCGUGCAUUUCAAGCGAUUCCGACAACAUCACGAAAAGGGUGCCAAUGCAGCCAAACUCACCACUAUGGUGAAAUUCCCCUUGAAUGCAUUCGAUAUGUCUCCGCAUUUGGUGCGUGGUGUGGAAGAAGAGAAUGGCCCGCGUACAAGUCUUAGUGCUGCAGCUGCCAUGGAUAAUGGACCACUCUCUCGAUCAAAUCCAUGGAAAAAGUCUCGACCAGGAGAUUCGCGUUCCUCAACACUUAGUUCGCGCGAUAACAGAGAAACCCGUUAUGAUUUGUACGCAGUAUGCUAUCAUCAGGGCGACACUCUUGAAACGGGUCACUAUACAGCCGCGUGCAAAAAUCCAUAUGACAGGCAGUGGUAUAAAUUUGAUGAUCAGCGAGUCUCUAAAGUACCCGACACGUCAAUCGAGGAGGAGAUUAUUAAUAAUGAGGCUUAUAUGUUAUUUUAUCAGCGUCGUGUCGGAGAUGCAGCUGAAUGCUCCGGCUCUAGUUCGAAUUCGGGUGAUCAUUGGGUUUCCCGAAUUGCACCACCACCCAAUAUGACAGUUGUGGAAAAGAUAAGUGCUGCGGAGGAAAAAGUUAUCGAAGAAGAUAUAUCUGAAGAUAAAAAGAACAUCGAAGAAAUCGCGACCACAGCCAUAAUAGAGCCAUUACCAGAAAAACCCGAAGAAAAACCAAUUGAUAUACCUAAAUUAAAGAAAGCUGGAAAUGAAAACGAAAUCGUUGCUGAAGUGAAAAUAGAGACAUGCCCAAUGGUUGUGAACAAUGAAAAUAUUUCUGUCGAUAUCGAAACUCUCGAAUUUGCUGAUUCAGAAUCAGUUGCGCUUGACGAAGAUAUACCUGUUAUAGGCACAAAUGAAGUCAGCGUUUUGAAGACAUCUAGUAUACUAACACCAAAUAAAACAGUAGAAACGGUGAACAACAGUGUUGGCGAAAAUCAGAUCUUUGCCAUGGACGAAGACUGCCAAAUUGAAGAAAGUUCGUCACAGGCAACAGUAGAACCCUCAACGAAUAAUACAACUACGCAGAUCAAGUCACAAAAAUCGCCGUUAACGCUACCGAAAACAACGACUGUGGCAGAUGUAAAGGCGGAGCCAGUAGUUUCUUCCAUAGCGUCAAAUUCGCCAAUUGAAAUCACAACUACAAAAGUAUUAACUAAUGGCUACACUAAAGAGGACUCUAAAUCGCCCAAACAAAAGUUGAAUAUUACGCCACCGGUUGUAAAUGGUAAACCAAAGAGUCCGGCAACAACUGUCAUAGCGACAAAACCAAUUGCUGCCGCUAUUAAUGGCAAUCGCGUUAGGAAUUCCUCAACAUCUUCCUCCAGUUCUUCCUUGUCGUCUCAUUCAUCGCCACACUCGUUGGCCGUGUCCAUACAUGGCGCAUCGACGCUACAAAAUAAGUUCAACGGCUUCACCACAACAUCAGCCACUGCGAGCAGCAACUACAAAGAGGUAUUGCUCUCGAGCAGUCUGAAGAGUAACAGUAGCAGUAUUAUUAGCGCUGCAGUGGCAGCGCACACAGCCCACGAAUUCCACUUAACACGCCAUCAGCCAUGGAACGGCAGUCGUUCGAGUGUCUCCGCGCUGGAGAGCGGAACACAAACAAACAAUCAUCAACACAUGCACGGGCUCAAUUUACGGCACUCGUUCUCAACGAGCUCUAAUUGCAAAUUGCGCGAAUGCAGUGAGACGCUUUCGUCGAUGUUGCGCAAUUCGAGCAAUACUUGCAGCAAAGAUACGCUGAUAUUUAUCGAUCAGCAGAAUCAUCAUCAUCACCACCACAGUUUAAUCGAAGAUGACGACGAUACGUUCAUGGGCAGUCGAUCGCUUUGGAUUUCACCGGUAACGCCACACAAACUAAUAACGGUAUCGCCCAAAAACUAAGCUGUCGCUCGUUCGCUGCAAGUAACCUACUUUGAGUGGGAUAUUUGACGGUGUAUGCCAAAAGGGUAUAUGCCAUUGAAUGCACUUAAAUCGCAAGUGUAAGAUUUAAGCGAGUUUACAAUUACUUUACAGUUAAGCAUAUAGUGACCAAAUUUAUAUAAAUUAUUUACAUUGUAUAUAUGCAUUUGAUAUGUACAAUACGUAUGCAUGUGGGCUUUAGCUGACAUUUAGUUAUGUACAAACGAAUGUCGCGUAUGUAUCGACGCCUGAAAAGCGCGCUUAGAGGCAAACAAAUGCGAAAUGCAAAAAAUGAAUUAGCAAUAGAAAAUUUAUAAAACAUUAUUGUUGCGUACCAGUGUAGUGAGUAGGUUGAAAGAAAGUGCAGAGUUAUGAAAUUAAUAUAAUAAAUACUCGUAUACGACGUUGAUUCCGAGCUGAGAAGCGUUGCAAUUGCAAGCAGUUGGCUUAUUGAUUGUUGUUACAGUUUACACAAAUUAAACGAUAAAUGCAAGGAGCUGUGCAGCAGUAAUGCCAGUUCGCUGUAUACUCGUAUAAAUUAAACUUAAGUGGUGAACAAGUAGCUGACAUAUGGCUUUGCCGAAGCGUGUUAGAUUGAAUUUGAAAAUGAAAAUGCAAAUGAAACAUGAUAUGUGUGUAUAAUAACGCGUGAACAUGUUAAUUAUUAGAAGAGUGUAACAAUAUAUUAUUUAGUGCUGUAAGCAAAAUUUUAUAAAAUAUGUUUAUAUUAAUUAUAAUAAUUAUGUAAAGCCGGGUACAAGACUAUUGAAACAAUAGCAUUACGAUACAGUUCAUAGAUUCAUAGAUAUAGAAAUGGUUGCUUAGUCUUCUGAUUUAGCGAACGGAACGACCGCUAUUAGAAAAUGAAAUGCCUUUUCUCUCCGACGAUUUUCAGUGUUAUCGCAGUGACUCACAGCGUCAUAACCAAAGCAUUUGAAAUGCUGCUAUACAUAUAUACAUGUGUGUAUAUUUGCGAUUACAACCUCCCAACUAUACUUAUAGAUAAGCUCAAUUAUAACUGAUUAUAUUUUGAACAUCUUAAACUCAAAGUCACACGUGUGAUUUCUGAUAUUUCGUCAACUCUUCAUAUACCUACAAUUGAACUAUUUCGUUUUAAACUGAAGAUAAGUAAAAAAAAAAACAAUCGUAUACCUUUAUGUAACAAGUAUAUAUUAUUUGGCAGUCAAACUCUGCUAUCAUAAUUACCAAAUAUUUUUAACUUUUAUUUGUUUAAUAAGUCUACAAUUUCAAGUAGCCUCAUUUAUUUUUGUUAUGGAUUUUACACAAAAUGACGCAAUAAAUGCAAUACAACUGUAUGUACGAACGAAACGAAGUAAUAUGUAGCUAUUACAUAGCAUUAUAUAUACCAAUACAUAUAUAUAUAUAUAUCUAUGUAUACGUAACUUAGCACCUUGCAAUAAGCUAAAAACCAAAUGUAAACACUUCAGCGUAGAUUUUAAAUUAAAAUCAAAUAUAUAUACAUAUAUAUAUAUAUAAAUGAAGCAUAUAAGUAUAUAUUAACAUAAAAGAAUAUUAAAGACUUUGACUAAACUUUGUUUAUAAAAUGAGAAAAGUAAUAAUUAAACAUUAAUGUAUUCAUAUAACUUUAUUUAUCAGAAAUGCAAUUAAAGUAAACGUUGUUAAAAAUGAUGAAAUCUAUUUAAGGUGAGAUGAAUUGGAAAUAAAAGUGAAAAUACAAGCCAAAUUUUGAAAACUGUUUUUCGUAUACCGUUAAUAGAUGACAAUUACCUACUUAUCACACCUUUUCCAAUUUUAAGUAUAAACACGUUUCAGCAAAGUGAAGUAAGUAUAGGAGGCGUUGAGUAGGGACUGGAAAAGCUCCAAAGUAAUAGGCUGAGUAUUGCCAACCAUUAUCUGAAAAUGCAAACAAUUCCAUAAUACGCUCAUGUGUGUAGUGAAAGAAAGUGCAAUUCUACCGCUGGUGGCUUUUGAGCGCGCAAGAUCAUCAAGAGAAUAUACUUUUGCACUGGUAUCGGAAAGGUGAACCAUUCUGUGUCGUAGGCCGCAGCAGCGAUUGCAAGAUUCUGCGCAUAUAAAAAGUUAACAAUAUAAAAUAAAAAUGUCAACAAAUGCCAUAGAGCAAAUACCUGCUCGCGCAGUUCGUUCGCAUACCAAUACAGUGACAGUAUCUGUGCAAAUAUCAUGGCAAUGUAGGCGCAAACUAUAAUCGCCUGCGCUGAGGAGUCGACCUAGAAAGCAAAUUGAUAAAAUAUUUCCGACCACAUAAGCCACUUACAAUGAUUAGCAGGAAUAGGAGAGCACACAACAGUGUGCCGAAGGCGAGGAAUUCCAAGAGGAAGAUAUAAGUCGUCAAUGAGUUUACGCGUGCGAUGUAACUGCAGGAGAAUACAUACAUAUAUUUAAAGCACUUGUUUAGAAAAUACACUGAAUUACUCUAUAAUGCACAGUUGAUAGCGUAUGCACUCUCUAACAUGCUUGCGAAUGAGCGGUUCAUCGUGCCUCACGCGGUGCAACGUCUUCAGCCGAAACUGUAAGGCCUUGCACAUCACAAUGCCGAACAUGAUACAACCGACGAUCAAACUUGUGUAGGGAAUGUACAUGCAACAGCCCAUGGGCGUAAUUAUCAUUUGAUAGAAAUACCAGAACUCGUAGAAUGGACUUUUGUAUUCGUCCACGCCCGGAAUCAUGCUGCCGAAGGGCAAAACUUUACACAAACACAACAAAAAGAGAAUUUGUGAGUUAAUUGCAUGUUUAUAUAAUACUCUCACAUUCCUAAAAAGGGGGGAUCUUACCUCUUUCGUUGACAAAGAACGGAUAGAAACCAAAACCAAAGCAAGUGAGCAGCCCCAGAAAGAGAUUGCCUUGUGCCAUGUAUUUUCCGGUCUUGUUGACUUCUGCCAGCAGGUCUUGUAUAUAAAAAUCCUUUGAUUGCUAAUGAAAUUGUGAGAAAACAGUAAAAAAUAAAUACCCGAGCAAUACAGGUUUUUAAAAAAUUUUAAUAACAGACAUGAACCCAUUCGCUUGAGUAAAAAAAUAAAAUAUUUUUUCUGUACCCAAGCGAGUACAAUGGGACCGAAUGGGUUAAAAUCCGAUUAGCGGUCCCAACUUCUUCAGAGAUCAAAACAGAUACUUUCAUUUUCAUCCAUACCUUUUUAAUCAUAAUAAUCGUGUUUAGCAAUUCCGUUAUAUCAAUAAAAAAUAACGAAUUCAAACCAAUUACCCACACUCACCUUCAAGUCAAAGUUAAACUUCUCCAAAUCGCUCAGCAACUUUUCGUACUUUUCGCGAUCGUACAGCAAAAGGUAAGCCCGAAGUAUGGUGUUGAACCAUAAAACCAACAUGUAAGAAUUCCUUAUUAUGGAGACGAUGCCUUCACUGGUGCGGAACAUAUAGUAGAGCUGUGUGAAAACCAAAAACGUCGUCAUCGACAGACAAACAUAACGUCGCCAGGUGUGCUCAUAGAUCAGUGACCAGAAACGUAAGAUUCGCACACUCAUAUGGAUCAGUUGAAGAUCAUCGAACAUGUUGCUCACUUUGCUCUCUUCUUAGUUUAGGUAAGUGCUUAAAGUAGACUUACUAGGAACUAGCUUUAUUCUAAUCGGCUAUUUGUUUUUAUACGAAAAUAUGUAACGGUUGUUUGACCUUCAAGGUAUAAUUUGACUUCAAACAAAUUGGUGGAAAUUAUCAUUAAUAAGAUGGGCGUACUUCAAUUAAAUGAUAUGGCGAUUUUCAUGCAACACUGCGAGAAAUGUUCUUAAGUUUUUUUUUUAAUUUACGGGCUGCAUAACCCCAUGUUCGUUGAUCUCAUAAUCGCACUAAGAAUACUCGUACUGUAAUUUGACCUAUUCAUCUUACUUUCACUCUUACUUUUUUUAGCGAUCUAAUAGUUACUAUAAAAUAUAUAUUUUAUAUAUGGAAUACCAAGUAUCCCUUGAAAGCCAACGAUUUUUCUCAUUGUUUUGAAUUGGCAAAGCAAAAUUGUGCCUUAGGUAAGAGAAUAUUUUUAGGUAUGUGCAUUUGCAAGAACAGAAUACGUAAUAGUGAAAAAUUCAAAGUCAUGCAAUUUAAUUCAGCAAAUACCAAUAGUACCCAAUUCAAACAGGACUCACGCGUCAAUACCCCCGUGACAGUCAUUGUUUCAAAGCACCCAUGACCUUGAAGUCAAACAUAGAAUACUCAACAGGUGCUUCUUUAUAGUAACCUAUAACGGGAAUUACAAAAUUCACAUUUGGAGAGACCAUUUGUAAUAUUUUUUUAUUAUGUAAAAUUUUCAGCUGGAUUCAUUGCCUGUAGCAGCCGCUAAGGUUAGAUGUAUUUUUCUGAGAUUAAAAGCUCACACUUCGUUGCUUGUUCCUAUUUCCCAAAAUAAAGAGAACCUUAAAGGGCCGUCGUUUUACAAGCAUAGAUGAAAUCGUUCAAAGAGCUCAAGAAUAUCCCCAAAAUCCAGUUUGAGUAGUUUUUCGAGGAGUGGAAGAAGCGUUGGCAUAAGUGCAUAAUAUCGAAUGAGGACUAUUUUGUAGGGGACAACAUUAAGGUAGACGAGUAAGUAAAUAUUUUUUCAAAAAACGAAAAUUUCCGUUAUGUUUUCGUACGACGCAUAGGCAAUGAUUAAUAUAAGAAUAUAAGGCGUUCGAAAGUAUAUAUAUAAGACGGGUUUUGGGACAUAUGUUCCAAAAGGCUAUAGACUACCCAAAUCUGAUAGUGAUCAGCUGGUGAUAGGAGAAGAAAUGUAGGCUUCCUUUAUUUUAGUUAAAAAGUAGAAAAAACAUAAGGUUCCGUUUAAAAUUAUAAUUUGGCGACAAACUUUUAAACAACACUGUCUGUAGAACGAAAACUUAGUGGCUCCGCAUUGAGACAUAUUUACAUACAUACAUAAAUAUUCCAAUAGCGUUUGUAGGCAUUUAGUUAAUGUGUACUCGUACGCAGCACCAACGAAGAAAGUGCAAAGAAAUGCAAGAAUUUCUCUUCAAAGCCAAAAGAAGUGAGCGCAAGCGAAGAAAACUCCAGCAGAUCAACUUGAAGCGGCCUGAAACACGCCAUGGCAUUGGCAUUGCCGAAGAGACAUUGGAAGCCAGCACAACACAACAGUGGCUGAUGAGAUGGAAUUCCAUGGCCUCGACAAACGGUUUCUUAUUGUGUUGUGCUGUGCGCCACAUCCAGAGGUUCAAUGUUUAGGUCGCUCAUAUGAAUAAUUCAGUUGAGUGGCAGCUUUUGACGGAACUUGUUCUACUUUCUGCAAUAAAAACGGAAUUGUAAACGCUCAAGUGAUUUCAGAAAUUCAAGGAAAAGUGUUGAACAAACAACUACAAGAGAGGUGCAACUGAGUUCAAGUAAAAUAAAUAAGUAAAUACAUUAAAAAAAAAA
Molecule: messenger RNA, 10255 nt
Organism: Zeugodacus cucurbitae (melon fly)
Lineage: Eukaryota; Metazoa; Arthropoda; Insecta; Diptera; Tephritidae
Gene: Usp15-31
Product: ubiquitin carboxyl-terminal hydrolase 31
Exons: 8
Coding region: 521-4891 (1456 amino acids)
Biological process (GO): protein deubiquitination
Molecular function (GO): cysteine-type deubiquitinase activity
Source: RefSeq, a predicted model, not a curated record